GCGAGAGUACACGUCGCCCCAAAAAAAUGAUGGAUGUGGGUGACAACGGUGGUGGGCUGCCUGUAAACAACAAACAGAGAGCAAUGAUACCAAACAAAAGCAGGGGCGAAUUUCCUCGAAAUCCAAGGAAAGACUCAGAGGGGCUGUCUGAGUCUCCAGAUCUUGAGUUUGAAUAUUCUGAUACAGACAAAUGGGCUGCAGAACUGUCAGAGCUUUACAGCUACACUGAAGGACCAGAAUUUGCUCUUAAUAGGAAGUGCUUUGAGGAGGAAUUCAGAACUCAUGUUUCUGAUAAGAAGUGGACAGAGCUGGACGCAGUUCAACACAGAGCUCAUGCCAUGCGCCUCCUGGACGGUCUGGAGGUCAUUGCUCGUGAGAAAAGACUGAAGGUUGCUAGAGCCAUUCUCUACAUGGCCCAGGGGACGUUUGCAGAGUGCAGCUCUGAGACUGAAGUGCAGCACUGGAUGAGAUACAACAUAUUUCUGCUGCUUGAUGUGGGGACUUUCUCUGCACUGGUGGAACUGCUCAACAUGGAGAUCGAUAACAGCGCUGCCUGUAGCAGUGCAGUCAGAAAGCCGGCCAUCUCCCUCGCUGACAGCACAGAUCUCAGGGUGCUGCUUAAUAUAAUGUACCUGAUGGUGGAGACAAUCCAGCAGGAUGACCCAGCUGACAAACCUGAAUGGAAAAUCAUCAGGGAAACUUUCAGAGCAGAACUGGGAUCCCCUUUGUUCAACAACGAACCGAUUUCUGUCACACUCUUUGGUAUGGUUACCAAGUUCUGCAGUGGACAUGCCCCUCACUUUCCAAUGAAGAAGGUGUUACUGCUGUUGUGGAAGAGCAUACUGUUCACACUUGGAGGGUUUGAACAGCUUCAGAGCAUAAAGGUCCGUAAACGUGAGGAACUGGGUCUUCCUCCUCUUCCAGAGGACAGCAUUGGAGUCAUUCGCAGUAUGAGGGCAGCGUCUCCUCCCGCGUCGGCAUCUGAUCUCAUCGAACAACAACAAAAACGUGCACGCCGUGAACACAAGGCUCUGAUCAAACAGGACAACUUGGACGCGUUCAAUGAGAAGGAUCCCUACAAGGCUGAUGACUCUCGUGAAGAUGAGGAUGACAAUGAUGACAAUGACAACUCUUUAGAAACAGAGACUUUCCCCUUAGAAAGAGACGAGGUGAUGCCUCCACCUAUUCCUCACCCUCCGUCAGAGAAGGUGUUCUUCGUCAAGGGUCUGCCGUGGGCUCCCAAAGUCCGGGAAAAAGACAUUGAAAAUUUUCUGGAAUCAAGUCGAAGUAAAUUCAUUGGUUACACGCUUGGAAGCGAUACAGAUACAGUGGUUGGUUUACCCAGGCCCAUUCAUGAGAGCAUCAAGACGUUAAAGCAGCACAAGUACAUUUCUAUAGCAGAAAUACAGAUUGCAAAGGAGGAGGAAUACCAGAAAACUCCUCUAUCUGGUGGUGAAGAGGAGGUGGAGAUGUGCGCGACUGAACUGCUCUAUCAGGGAAUUCUGCCCAGUUUGCCUCAAUACAUGAUUGCGCUGCUAAAGAUCCUGCUUGCUGCUGCGCCGACAUCCAAAGCCAAAACAGACUCCAUUAAUAUCCUGGCUGAUGUGCUGCCGGAGGAGAUGCCGACCACCGUACUGCAGAGCAUGAAGCUUGGCGUCGACGUCAAUCGUCACAAAGAAAUCAUUGUGAAAGCCAUCUCUGCCAUCCUGCUGCUGCUUUUGAAGCACUUCAAACUAAACCACGUCUAUCAGUUUGAGUAUAUGGCUCAGCACCUGGUGUUUGCCAACUGCAUCCCACUCAUCCUGAAGUUCUUCAACCAGAACAUCAUGUCUUACAUCACAGCUAAGAAUAGCAUUUCUGUACUUGACUUUCCAUACUGCGUGGUGCACGAGCUCCCGGAGUUAACUGCUGAGAGUUUAGAAGCAGGAGAUAACAAUCAGUUUUGCUGGAGGAAUCUGUUUUCAUGUAUCAACUUACUGAGGAUCCUGAACAAACUAACUAAGUGGAAACACUCCAGAACAAUGAUGCUGGUCGUCUUUAAAUCUGCUCCCAUCCUGAAGAGGGCGCUGAAAGUCAAGCAGGCCAUGAUGCAACUUUAUGUCCUUAAACUGCUCAAAGUGCAGACUAAAUACUUGGGGCGGCAGUGGAGGAAGAGCAACAUGAAGACCAUGUCUGCCAUCUACCAGAAAGUCCGACAUCGUCUUAAUGAUGACUGGGCGUAUGGAAACGAUCUGGACGCUCGUCCCUGGGACUUCCAGGCUGAAGAGUGCGCCCUGCGGGCUAGCAUUGAACGCUUUAACAGUCGGCGCUACGACAAGAGCCACAGCAAUCCAGACUUCCUGCCGGUGGACAACUGUCUGCAGAGUGUUCUGGGACAGCGAGUAGAUCUGCCUGAGGACUUCCAAAUGAACUAUGACCUCUGGCUGGAGCGCGAGGUUUUCUCCAAACCCAUUUCUUGGGAAGAACUGCUACAGUGAGGAUCAGCCACUGUUAGCAUCUUUGUUCUUUUAUUUCCCCCUUAAAUAAACAGUUUUGUUAAGGAGUGCAGAGAAAAACACAGACAGUGUUCUCGCUGAUCAAACUCUGAACGCAGCAUCGUGCUACAUUUUCUGACGGAUGGAUUUCACUCAGAAGUCUCCCAGAUGUUGACUACCAAACAUCAGCUGGUUGAACAGGUUCAAGGCUCUAACCAAAUGUUUUUGUUUUUGUUAUUAACUUUUGCCUUUUAAGACGUUUGGCAUUAAGGAUGCCAAUCUGGGGGAAAAAAAAGAAAGCUCAUCCUUUUGUAUUGAGGUUGACUGAGACUUUUCCAGCUUCUCCCACUUUUGUAAUCGAACCUUGCAUUUGUAGGUAUUUGCUCUGUGUGCCUCUUACCUCCUACACUAGGUCAGUAAAUGAGCUGGAAAAACUACAUGACUGUAUGUUUGCUUUUAAUUUUAAUUAAACUUAUUUGAAAUAAAUUUUAUGUAUUAACUCUUGAGUCGAGGUUGGACUCCACACAGUAAAGUUACAUGUAACAAAUCAGACAUUCCUCUGUUUUAUUUCUCUUAGCAAGACAAAAGGAGUGUAUAGGAACUAUUGGGGGGGGGGUUAGUUUAUGUGCAAAUACCAACAUUUUACUUUUUAAAUAAUGAUCUGAAUAUGAUGAGUUCCUGUUUACAGGAUUGACUUUAUUAUUCCAUCUUAUGUUGAUUCAUUUUGAGCAUUUUUUGCUGUUUUCGGGGACUAUCCAGACAGCCAUCCAGGUUUUACUGACCACCAGGCUGGAUGGACAUGAAAAUGCAUCAUUAGAUUUCUGCCCACAGUAAGAAGAGUCAUUUUCUUUAUUCACUCAUCAGACAAAUGUUUUGAACUCGUGAAUUCUUUCCCAGAACCUUUUUUUAUAUAUAUAUCUCCAUGGUUUGUUUAAUUUGUUAUUGGAAGGAUUAAGAAAAUGAAAACGUGUGUAAAUUGUGAAAUGUAUUUUGUCAUGGCUGUUGUUGUUUUACAUAGACUUAAGUACUGUAAUAAAACUAUACUGUCAUUCAA
This is a messenger RNA of Melanotaenia boesemani (Boeseman's rainbowfish), 3528 nucleotides long. RefSeq names its product striatin interacting protein 1 (gene strip1). The transcript is spliced from 20 exons. NCBI's taxonomy places the organism in Eukaryota, Metazoa, Chordata, Actinopteri, Atheriniformes, Melanotaeniidae. The record is from RefSeq and is a predicted model, not a curated record. Gene Ontology annotation, cellular component: cytosol. Gene Ontology annotation, biological process: cytoskeleton organization. The coding region runs from base 27 to 2477 and encodes 816 amino acids.